This is a messenger RNA of Mercenaria mercenaria, 1946 nucleotides long. RefSeq names its product restin homolog. The record is from RefSeq and is a predicted model, not a curated record. NCBI's taxonomy places the organism in Eukaryota, Metazoa, Mollusca, Bivalvia, Venerida, Veneridae. Bases 191 to 919 code for a protein of 242 amino acids. The transcript is spliced from 7 exons.
UGUAACCGUAGUAACCAAGCUCACACAUCCCAAGUUUUCAUGAACCGAUUCGUUUCCCCAAAAUCCUAUUCCGGAAGUGGAGGAAGCUGAUACUGAUACAAGAAGGUUGCAGUUAGCAGAGAAAAUAGAUCCUUCAUACGCUAGACGAGAAGCAAAAGUGACACACCAGAGAGAGGCACUGGAAAAACAGAUGGAAUUAUUGGAGAAGCAAGCAGAAAAACAAGCUCUAUUAUCGUCAUUACCAAUCGUCACAAAGUCUGGCUAUUGCGAUGACGGUAACAUGAGUGACACGCCCACCGACAUCCUCGUAAAUAUACAACCGGUAGACAAGAUUCAAGCCACGUCAUGGAGUAAGGGACGUCAAAGACGGGGGUCAGUUGGAUCGGAUGCAUCAGAUUCAUCAUUUAGUGACAUUGAUGAACAGAUCACAGCUUCUGUUAGAAAAAGAUCAAAAUCAGCAGACGGAAGAGAAAUGCUGAGAAGGAUGGGUCCAACAGGCAGCUCGAGUAAAGAAAAUGUUACAUUGACAAGAACGUUGUCACCAGCGCCCUCUGCUGGUCUGCGUUCUGUAACACUUCGACCAAUAGCCACGCAGCAUAACAAAUCAGCAUUAUCUCUAUCUAGCAGUUUGAACUCUCUAACCCAAGGAUUACGACCAUUUGCACCACACAGUGCCCAAGAUUUACAGAUUAAUGAUGUUAUCAAGUUCUCCAGACAAGGAGGUAAACUUAGUCAAGGAACAAUUAAAUUUAUUGGACAUCUCCCAGGGCGUGGAGACAUCUACCUCGGGGUGGAGCUUGAUAAAGAAGAUGGAAAACAUGAUGGUGUGUUUGAAGGAAUUCGAUACUUCAAAUGUAAACCAAGCAAAGGUGUGUUUGUUGCUUACAACAAAGUAGUAAUGGCAUGGACUUCAUACUGAGAAUAUAACAAUAUGGCAUGGACUUACAAAAAUAUUCCAUAGAAUUUCAUACUGAGAAUACAAGAAUAUGGCAUGGAAUUUUAAUUUCAUACUGAGAAUACAAAAAUAUGGUAUGGACUUACAAAAAUAUUCCACAGAAUUUCAUACUGAGAAUACAAGAAUAUGGUAUGGACUUACAAAAAUAUUCCACAGAAUUUCAUACUGAGAAUACAAAAAUAUGGUAUGGACUUACAAAAAUAUUCCACAGAAUUUCAUACUGAGAAUACAAGAAUAUGCCAUGGAAUUUCAAUUUCAUACUGAGAAUACAAAAAUAUGCCAUGGAAUUUCAUACUGAGAAUACAAAAAUAUGGUAUGGACUUACAAAAAUAUUCCACAGAAUUUCAUACUGAGAAUACAAGAAUAUGCCAUGGAAUUUCAAUUUCAUACUGAGAAUACAAAAAUAUGCCAUAGAAUUUCAUACUGAGAAUACAAAAAUAUGCCAUGGAAUUUCAUACUGAGAAUACAAAAAUAUGCCAUGAACUUCAUACAGAGAAUACAAAACUAUGCCAUGGACUUAGUACCGAGAUUAUGACAAUACAGUGAUAUGUCAUUGACUUCAUACUGAGAAAAAAAUCAUACUGAGAAUAUGGAUUUAAGAAUUUUGUGUGGACUUGAUUCUGAGACCAUAGUAUAAUGGCAUGGACUUCUUACUAAGAAAUCAAAAAUAUGGCAUGGACUUCAUACUGAACCAAGCUCAAUAUUUCAUAUCGUCUGAACAGCCAACAGAGACUAGACAAAAUCAUGUACUUAAUUAAAGCGAGGAAUAACUCUGUAGGUCCUGUCAUGGCAUCAUGUCAUUUCAUUGUAAAGUUCUAAAUGUUAUUACAAGGUUCGUACAUGAAAAGUUUUAUAUAUGUAUACCAGUUUACUUCAACAUGGCAAUUAAUUAGAUUUUAAGUGCUUAUGUAAUAUUAAUGCAUUAAAGUAUUAUAUUAAUAAUUUAUUUCAACCACUUUCCAUAUCUGUGAUAGAUUAUAGAAGUCUAUUU